GAUCAAAGAUGGCGGGAGCCUCCGACCCACUGGAGGACAUGCUCUUCACUGAGGUGGACGAGAAGGCGGUCAGCGACUUGGUGGGCUCCCUGGAGUCCCAGCUCGGCGACAGAAAGGCUCCCGCUGCUUCAUUUACCGACGGGAAACGGGAGACGGGCCCGGCCGGAGCGAGCCAGUUCUCAGGGAAAGUGCGAGAGCGAGUGGGGUCUUCGGAGCAGCCGCCGCAGCCGCAACAAGGGCAUCCGAAAGCGGGCUCAAACCGGGAGCCGUCCGCCGCUGCUGCCGACGGGCCUGCUGCGUCCGGGGGCGCGCUCGCCGCCUCUACUGCCGCUGGAACCGCCGGAGUCUCGGCUAUUUCCGUGGCCCCUCAGCCCUCUGCUCCUGCGCCCUUCCACCCUGCUGCGGUCCCUACCUCCUCCCUGGCUCCUACCCCAGCCUCCCCUGGCCUCCAAAGCCUAAACGGUGCCCCUGGAUCAGUCAAACUCCUCUCCUCUCCCUCCCUACCAUCUACACAACAACCAGGAACUGUUAUUAACGCCGUCAGUGGUUCUACUAUCAUGGCUUCUCAAUUCACCGGUCAAUCUUCUCCGACUGUCGCUUUACAGAGGCAUCCAAGCCCUGUCCCGAAUCAAAAUGGAGUUGAUCCGAAAAGCGCACCCUCUCCAAACACAUCAACAGCUCAAGUUUUGAACCACACAAACCAGCUAAUCCACAACAAAAUAAUGCCCCAACCUCAACCUGUGUCUGGGAAUAGCGUUAUCCUAGCCAACACGCCCCCAUUGACUACGCAGAUAGCCCAAACAGGAGCAACAGGAGGUGUAAAACCAGCGGUGAAUGGAUUGGCGCAGCCCGCUGUAGCAGUGGUGAGACCUCCAGGAGCUAGCACUGGUGUGGCGGCGACGGGUGUCCAGCCACAGAGGCCUACGCUGGGGGUAACCACAGCCACGACCAGGGCCCCGGCUCCACAAGCGCCAAUAGCAGUGAGGCCGCAACAGCAAACUACCAUCCAGCUACCACCGGGGUUCACUAUGCCACCAGGGAUGGUGUUGGUGCGCACAGAGACUGGUCAGCUGGUCAUGGUUCCUCAGCAGGUCCUGGCUCAGGCUCAGGCCAAAACUCAACAGAAUCAAACCGUCAACCUCCAGAGACCUGCCACUCCUACGGCAGCAGGGGGCACUAUACGGGUCAGCACACCCACAUCGGCUCCUGGAACUCCCACUGUGCGACUGGCCUCUCCUCAGACCAGAAUGACUCAACCAGCCUCCAGCACAGUGCAGAAGGCACUCAGUGCUGCCCCUGGAGGCUCUGCAGUGUCGGUGAAGAUGUCCACCCCACAGAAGCCCCCUACAGUGAUCACAGCCGGAGGGACCGUCCUGAACAAAACCAGUCCAAGUCCCAGCGCAGCGGUCACUGCUCCGGCUCGGGUCAAUGUCGUCUCACAGGAAAUGCAGGAAAAUGUGAAAAAAUGCAAGAACUUUUUGGCGACGCUGAUCAAAUUGGCGUCUCACAACUCUCCGUCUCCAGAUACCUCCAAGAACGUCAAAGGCCUGGUGCAGGACCUGCUCGACGCUAAGAUUGAACCAGAGGAAUUCACGACUCGGCUUCAAGCUGAGCUCAAGUCCUCCCCACAGCCCUACCUCAUCCCCUUCCUCAAAAAAAGUCUCCCCGCGCUUCGUCAGUCCCUGUUGAGUAAUCAACAGUCUCUGAUGCCAGUCCCCAGCACCGCAGCAGCAGCACCCCCUGUGGUCACUACCAGCACCAUCAGACCUCCGCUGCCCAUCAGCCCAGCCACUAGUGCGGUCCGGCUUGGCUCGCCAAUGGGGAACGCCACUACACUGGCUGUGGCACGACCAGGCGUCCAAACGGUGACCAGACCUGUAGUAAUCAGCCAGAACCUCAGACCACAAGGUACAUUGAUACGAGGGCCGGCCACCAUUUUAGGCAAGAGUCCGAUCAUGGCAGCUCAAGCCAAUCAGAAGAAGCUUAGUGACCCAGGGGGCGGGACUUUCAGAGAUGACGAUGACAUUAAUGACGUGGCUUCGAUGGCGGGAGUGAAUUUAAACGAAGAGAACGCUCGUAUCCUAGCGACCAGCUCGGAGCUCGUGGGAACAAUGAUCCGGUCCUGUAAAGACGAAGCUUUCCUGCCCCCAGGAAUGCUGCAUCGGCGCAUCCUCGACAUAGCUAAAAGGUCCGGUGUAUCGGAGGUCCCGGUGGAUGUUGUUAACCUGAUUUCUCACGCCACUCAGUCCAGACUCCGCACGCUGUUGGAGAAAGUGUCUGUGGUCGCUCAGCAUCGAACAGACGGAGGGAAGGACGAGGAUAACUAUGAGCAGACAUCAGACGUGCGUUCACAGCUCAGGUUUUUUGAGCAGCUUGAGAGAAUGGAGAAACAGAGGAAAGACGAACAGGAGAGAGAGAUCCUGCUCAAGGCGGCAAAGAGUCGAGCGAGACAAGAGGACCCUGAACAGGCUCGGCUCAAACAGAAAGCAAAAGAGAUGCAGCAACAGGAGCUGGCUCAGAUGAGGCAGAGAGACGCCAACCUCACGGCUCUCGCUGCCAUCGGACCUCGAAAGAAACGCAAGCUCGACUCACCAGGGGGCGCUACAGCAGGACCAGAGUCUGCGAGCGGCUCCGGCCUCUCCUUGUCUCCGGCUUCGUCUCGGCAGCAGCUGCGACAGAGAAUCACUCGGGUCAAUCUCAGGGACUUUAUCUUCUGUCUGGAGCAGGAACGAACCACCGCGCGGUCGCUAAUGCUCUACAAGGCCCUGCUCAAGUGAAGCUAACUGCUAACUCUUGCUAGGCUAAUUCUAACAACAGACGGUGUCCCACAAGGAAUCGCACUGGGCCCCAUGCAGUUUUCACCAUAGGAUAUUUCAAGUUUUAAGGAUUUUUGGACAAUUUUCAUCAUGUUUUGGAAUUCAACCUUCCCCCUGUUCAUGACUGCGGAACUACAGCAAUCUUCAAAUCAAGUUUUUUUUUUUUUUUUUUUUUUUUUUUUUAUGAAAGUAAAAUUUGUGCUUCUUAUAAAUUAUUUCAGAUUUGACAGUAUUCAAAAAUGAGAAUAUAUUAUGACCAAUACCAAUACGGUUUUAAAAAUGUGUGUACAAUUUUCAAGUUUUAAGUAAAUAGAGCUGCAGAACUGGGCUGGGAGGGUACUUAGUGACUUAUAAAAUUUGGUUCAGUAUUGUGUCUUCUAUAUAACCAGUGUAAACAAUUCAGUGUUUGAGUAAAAAUGAAGUUUAUAGUUAAGAAAUACAUGUUGGGAGAAAUUGUAUCUAAAACAUAAAUUGACACAAAAGCAAAGUUAAUUAAAAUUUCAACUUAUGAUUUUGAAAAAUGUGAACUGAACAUUAUUGCAACAACUGUAUGGAAAGACUCACUCAUCCUGGUUUAAUCCUGAUUUAGUCUAGUCCAGGUUUACUUCUGGUUUUAGUCCUAAUUUGGUCCACAUUUAAAUAUUCUGAAAAAUGAAUACCAUACCACUUUUAGAUUUCAUUGUCCAAAUCUCGCUGUAAAAAUUCUAAUUGCAUUUUAACCUUGGUCAUAAUAUUUUCUCAGCUAAUUCAAACCUGAUAAAAUUAAAUACCUUUUUUUUUCUUUGGUUUUCCUUCAGGUCAUUAGUCAUUUACAGACGUAUUCAAUACCUGUCAUAUUUACAUGUUGGUGUUUUUAACUUAAUGAUGUCUACUGUACCAACAUGGAGAAAUUCUGGGGUUUUGUAAUUUGAUCAAAGAAGUGUUGAAGUGGGAUGUUAAAAUUUGAACUGUUUUUGAGGGAAACAUUGGAAGAUUUUUAAGUGCCAUCUUUUUUUUUUUUCUUUUUUUUUUUUUUUUUUUUUUUUUUUUUUGGGGGGGGGGGGGUCUAAAUAUUGAAUGUUUGGUACAGGACAUCUUUUACAAACGUAACAUGUUGAAGGAAGAGUUUGAUUUAAUUUGGAAAAUUCUAAAUUGCUAAUUUCUCUAUUUAUAUUAUAGCUCUAUAUUUGAAUGGAAUUACGUAAUUUAUAGAUUUAAACAUUUUAAUUGAGAUUAAUUGCCUUAUUUUGAUGGAUUUCUCCCUUGACUCCUAUUGUACUGUUUAGUUUUUGCCAAAUGUUUCUUCAAAAAUAUAAAAAAAACAAGUGAUUGCACCGAAUUUUAGAAGAAAUAUAAAUGGGUAAUGUAUUUAAAUUAGAAAUGUGCAUGGUUAAUCGUGACUACUAUGGCAAGCUACAUCUAUUAUAAUAUUCACAUUUCAAAUUCCAAACAUCAGUUUCAACAAAAACUCUUAACUCUGCAGUGAUGUCACACUGGGGGUGUUGUGCCUGUAUGCCUAUGGUGGAAUGUUCAGCAGUUACUAUGGAGACACAAUGCACACAGUAGCAAUAACUACCAGAAGGUUUUAACGUCUCCAAGAAAAAAUACAAAAUGGGUUUAACAGCACAUUUUCAGGUGUUCACGGUCCUGUUUAGGAGUUUGAUUUGGUUAAUGCUUGGCACUGUAAUGUUAUUUGAGAGGGACUUGUUUAACAGCACAAAUCAUCUCACCUGUUGUAGUUCCAGUCAGUUCUUUAAGGUCAGAUUUUAGUCUAACUUGAGUAACAGAGCUUCAGACAGAGCGGAGCCUACAGUUAGCAUCACACCCCCAGGGAAUGUUGAUUACCUCAAGAGCAACGUAUCAAUGGUUAUCCUAGAUGAGAAACCUUUAAACAAAUUAAAAAAUAUUUUCAUAGUUGUUCCAUCAUAUUUUUCCCCAAACCUUUGCUCUAAAAAAUAAGUUGAAAAAAAAACUCAAAACUUCAAACUCUUCCUUCACAUCCGCACUUUCUUUACAGUUUCUCCUUUUGCCGUCAUUUGGAGCUGGUUCUCCUCCAUACCCUUCCACAAUUUUCCCAUUUUAGAAUUACUCAGAAAUUCCUACCAUUAUUCCCCAAACCAUCUCACCUCUGUAACGUUCUCAAAAACUUGUAAUAUUUGAACCUCAUCGUCGUAGAUAAUUAUGCAGUUUUGCUUCCUGGUUUGCUGUUGACAAGUUGUUUUUAGAUUUUAUUUUUCAGAAAGCGUGUGUAAAAUAAUGAAAGGUUUUUAUCGCUUUAAUUGUCUCUCCCUCCUCCUUCGGGCAUUGAUUUGUAUAAUAAUAAUAAUAAUGAGAUCAUAGUAAUACAGUAGGUUUUUUGGGGGGGUUCUGAAGCUGUAGUGUCACCAUGUAACUACCACCUGUCUCAAAAAGGACACGAUUUUUGCGACUAUUUAUAUUUGCUAUGUUCUGUAUUAAAAACAUUUCAGGCAAUGCAAUUUUACAGUUGUUUGUACCUUUGCAAAAAAUAAAUGAAUAAAUUGAUAAAGAUGUAA
Boleophthalmus pectinirostris (great blue-spotted mudskipper) is the source of this 5329-nucleotide messenger RNA. RefSeq names its product transcription initiation factor TFIID subunit 4-like. Gene Ontology annotation, cellular component: transcription factor TFIID complex. The record is from RefSeq and is a predicted model, not a curated record. Lineage: Eukaryota; Metazoa; Chordata; Actinopteri; Gobiiformes; Gobiidae. Gene Ontology annotation, biological process: DNA-templated transcription; transcription initiation at RNA polymerase II promoter. Bases 9 to 2777 code for a protein of 922 amino acids. The transcript has 16 exons. Gene Ontology annotation, molecular function: RNA polymerase II general transcription initiation factor activity; DNA binding; protein heterodimerization activity.